Messenger RNA from Xylaria bambusicola, 1685 nucleotides. RefSeq lists its product as uncharacterized. Bases 290 to 1204 code for a protein of 304 amino acids. The transcript is spliced from 3 exons. The record is from RefSeq and is a predicted model, not a curated record. NCBI's taxonomy places the organism in Eukaryota, Fungi, Ascomycota, Sordariomycetes, Xylariales, Xylariaceae.
CUACAAGGUGGAAAGGAAAGCACCCCAUUCGGCCGCGGGUCGAGAGCUAUCGACAGGCUCGGAAUUCCGAGGUCAAGGUGGAAUGGAGAAUGCUUCCCUACUCCUUUGCUCAUCUUCCUUCUUCCUCUUUCACCUCUCAACUCAUAACACUGCUACCUAUCUGUGUCUUCGCAUAGGUAUUUCCCUUGGCACUUGAUAUUAUUCCUUCUCCCCCGUCUCAUCACAUUCGACACUUAUAUAUGCUUCUUUCAUCUAACUAAUCUCGGCCAAUUGCCAGCUUCUUCAAGUUAUGGGGCGUCUCUACCCACAGGGGAAACCCUCCAAUCUCGACGAGCAAUAUUUCAACCCCCAGCACCCUUUUACUGGUCAGAACACUUACUUGCUCUACCAGUCAUGUCAGAAGCGCUUUAUCACGUGGCUUGUUAAAGCCGCAGCCGAACUCGGGGCACCUCUCCAAAUUGCUGACGGAGAGAAAAUCGUCUGCUUUACAUAUUUGUGCCCCCCCCUCAGCGUAAUCGCGGCCCGAGGCAAAGUACCCCCGCGCGCACUCGCAUAUUUCGGCUUCAUAUCCAAGGCCCUCCAGCACUGGCACCAGAAGCCUGAUUGGAUGACUUCAAGGAACGGCUUGAUUGCCCAAGGUUCGGGCCCGCCUCGAGACUCAAUAUUGGCCACUCUAGAAGCAGCCAGAAGAUAUCUAGCAGAAGCGUCUAUUACUCGGGGCGACGACGAAUUAGUUGAGGAAGAUUACUCUUUGCCCAUAUUGUGGGAUGAGGCAUACUUCGCCUGGCGAUUAUUCUUUGACGAUCUGGAUGUAGUCAAGAAAUACUUGGUGAGCCUAUGGAGAGAAGUCAGAGAAAUUCAAUUAACUCUGAUUUCGGCUGCCUUUGUUACCAAUACAGCUAUCCGGCUGAUUCGAGCAAAUUGUGAAGCCCAGAUCAAGGCCACGGCACAUCUCCCUGGUAUGCCGAAUGAGCACGAUAUCACUGAAUGGGUAUUUAAUAAAAGCAGGACGAGAAUGUACAAUAUGGCGGGGUGGUGUUGCCGUGAUGCCCAAAAGAUUUAUGCAACCUGUGGACGAGAUAUUAUCCAAUAUGUUCGGAGAAGUCUUCUGAUAUGGAUUGGUAUGGGAUCGGCAUCCCAAAAUGUCCGCUUGUUUGGAGCGUACCUUCGUGCUUUCUUGCAUGACGCUUCGAUAAAGGAGUAGGAUCCUGACAGCCCUCAUAUGCUGCCUUGUCUGGAUGAGCUUCUGAGUGGCUGGACGCAAUUGGAGGCCAAUAAUAAUAAUAUUACAGACAAAAUCCCCCUCUGGAUUGCAGCAUCCAUGCAAAUCUACGCAGAGAUCACUCUAGGACUUCACUCUUUCGGUAAUAUAUUAUAUCACUUUCUGGGGUAUAAACACCAACUGAAGUUAUUUGGAGACAAUAAUCCUCCGAGAAGUUUAUCCUUGCUCGCCCACCGCGACGAUACUAGAUGCCUUAUUCAAGGAUAUGAGGAGAUGUGGGAGUUGGAGUUUAAAUCACUUAAUACUCCUCUAAGCGAACAAAGAGUUUCUGCCUUUGUCUUCGCACAUAUGGAGUGUGUCCCGCCAUUAUGCGGCAUGCAGGCAUUGUGGCUCGAACAGCAAUACAAAGCAUCCAUGUCCCAGUCUUUCAACUUUUAUCAUUCACUUGUGCCAGUAGCCCAUU